GUUAACGACUCCGUACAUUUAUGAACAUGACAGCCCGUGAACCUGAAUGUUUGAGAGGUUGGCAGAACACAGCGACAAAUGUAUUGGGCGAUAAAAGAAAUUCUAUGUGUAAAAACAUUUUGCAUCAACGAUCAAUUUUAGGUCGUUGUAAUACGUUCUGCUUAAAUACACCUCCUUUAUCAUUCACUUAUGGUAUGAAGAAUCUGAAGACGACAGGAGUUGCUGAUGCUCUUCACUGGUCUGAUGACACCAAUAUUCAUGGGAAAUCAAACGACCAUAUGUAUUUAACACGCGAUUUCAUUGCUCUGAACUGUGAAAGCGUGAGACAAGGAGUUACGACAAGCAAAGAGAUGACGCACUUCAGAGCUCUGAAUGACAGGCUUCGACAAAAGCAAGCCAAACACAAGUCCAGAGGGGAUUCACCAAAGGCGUAUUUAAAUAUUACCCAUGGAGUGGCAAAUAAAGCGUCGACACCAAUUGAAGAGAUCAUUUCACACAAAUACCAAAGAGAUUGGAUAGAUGCACAGAUGAAAAAAGCUGAGAGUAGAAGGAAAAAGUCAAAUGAAACUAAGAUUAUGUCGAAAAAUAUUUAUCAAUCAAAUACAGAAGCAGCACUUCGAAGAAAUUGUAUGAAAAAAGAGAAAGAAGAAAGUUUUUGGAAGUUGAAAGAAUUUGAACGAAAGGCUGUUGGAAAGUUGGACACAUUUAGAAGUGAAGAUUGUCGAAAACAAUCACUGGAAAUGCACAAAAGCAGCAGAAUUUCACGUGCUGGACUAUUUGGUCACGGGAUACAACGUACUGGAGAAUGUGCUUAAAAUACUAUACACACAUAUACACUCUCUCUCUCUCGUAUAACACAAGAUCACUUAAAUUAGGCAACCGAAAUAUCAUUCACACUGUCGGAAAACUGAGAAUCAUUCAACUUAAAGAAAUAUGUGUUUUUUUUUAAAUAUAAUCCCUACUAUGCAG
Messenger RNA from Trichobilharzia regenti, 969 nucleotides. The record is from the annotation of a GenBank genome assembly. Lineage: Eukaryota; Metazoa; Platyhelminthes; Trematoda; Strigeidida; Schistosomatidae.